GGCUUUCGUCGAUCUACAUAAACGCUUAUAGCUGACUUACCAUUACACGAGAAAUAAAUCGCUCGAAAUGGGAGGCGAUUCACUUGAAAAGAAGGAGAGUAUUCAUGGCACCAUGUUGCGGAUACACUUCGCAAAAAUUGCCUACGUGACCGUAUCGUUACCGGCAUUCUCAUUGCUCUUCUGUUUUCUCUCUGGAAUCAUUUUCCGAUUUUAUGACGUUAACGAAACAGUUUGCAAAGCGACAAAUGUGAUACCGUCUAUCAGUGCGGUGACAGGAAUUCUGCCUCAGGCAUAUGUAUGGCGGAUCUGUAUAGGACUGCAUGCUACACCACGUUUUGCAGUUGGCAUCAUGUACUACAAUCACUACAAAGAACGACUACGUCUCAUCAGCCCUCAGUAUCAUACAUUAUAUCGCCAACUUCUGCGUAUCAACUUCUGGUUGUAUACCAUAGAAAAUUCCUGUCUGGUCGGAGUAACCUACAUUUCCAACAAAGAGAACUAUCCCCUUCAUGAAAAGAUCUUCAUAGUGUUCAUGGUAUCAUGUAACUGCUACAUGUUACUUAACACUAUUAUCUUCCGAUGGUCAAGGGAGACAACUAUGUCACGUACAGAACAGCUCUCCUUUCAAAUAAAGAAAUGGAUGUUUAUUGCUAUAAUAUCAGCCACCGGUGGACUCCUCAUUUUCUUUGUCAGACACCGAUUUUUCUGCAUUCCAUUUGCCUUCAGCUAUUUUUCGGCUUGUGAGUAUGUCAUAGCAUACACAAACAUGGCUUACCAUCUAAGUGGAUAUUUGGAGUUCAGAGACUACUAUUUCAUUGCUGCAAGGGUUAGUCCUACCACAGAAACCAAAAAUGGUGAUGUCAGCAGUGCAGUAGAUCCAUCGCCAAGAAAACCAUUAGUACGAAGGAGAACGGGUGACAAUCCACUAUAAUGACAAUGACUUUUAGGGAAAACAAUUUAUAAUUCUAGUUUUUCUUUAGGAGCACUUUUUUAUAUGGAUCACCUGUUCAUGUUAAAAACUUCAAUCACAUUUCAUAUCAGCUGUUCUGUGCAGUUGGUUUUGAUGUAUGUCUACAGCGUAUGUUAAGCUAGGCAUGCAUGCUUUGUCACCUAAGCAAUAAUUUAAAAUCUCUUUUUGAACAUUUCAUUGUAUUUAUGACUUUUUACCUAUUCUUUGACAUAAACACAGACUGUUUUGUGUUGCACUGUGUGAAGGGUGUAUAUAGUAAGAUUGAUGUAUUAGAAUAGACAAUUAAUCAAUGUAACACUAAAGGACAGUGGGGAUUAACAAGUAGCUGUAUCAUGGUAAUUUUUCUUUUUUUACCUGAUGUACACCUUGAAAACUAUGCUAUAUCUUUAGGAUGGAUGUUGAUACAGUGACAGGACCACCUCAGAUCAUUAGAACUAUUAUUGGUCACACUCAAAAUUGUGACCUUUCCAUAUAGAAUAUCUUUUUGAUCCCACUUCUCCAGGCUUAAUAUUAAAAUGUGACGCUAGUACAUGAGAUUGGUAGUUAUGGACUAUAAAUAUAAGUCCUUAUUGAUACUUGGAUUCUUCUCAAAUUCGCCAUCAGUGACUUGGUAGCAAUCUUCAAAAUAUUCAAUUAUGGUCCAGAAAUGGGACUGAAAUUCAUAUAAUAACAAAUUGACAAAAAGUUUUAAUAUAAUUUUAGACCAAUCAAAUGCAGAAGAGAAAUGACAGCUACAAAACGGUUUAUACCGUUUCUCAAAUUAUAUUGUACAUCUGCUUAAAUUUUGGUGGUUAUUAUUCAAGGUUGAAGGUCAAAGGUUAUACUUGACAAAAAUUCAGGGAUUAUAGUCACUAACUUUCUCCAUACCAGUUGCUCUAUAUUGUCAGAUUUGAAGCUGGCCUGAAAAAGAAGAUAAACUUACUAAUCUAUUUUUUAGUGAUCUCCUUUAAAGUCCAUUAAUUGAUGUUGUAUACAAGUACCAGUGUGGUCCAAAUUUCAAAAUGGCUGCUAGUGCUUAUUUUGGAAAUUAAUCACUGUCACUAUAUCACUAUAUUUCUUAAGUCUAAUGGGUAAAAGUAUCUUCAUAUAAUUAAUAGGAUUCAGUUGUGCAAGCUACAUUUUGAACAUCAUUUGAGUUUCAAGACAAAGUCAGCUGCACUAUUUCUCAAUACUUAGUGUGGUUUAAUACUCCAGAUGGCUGCCACAAUCCAUUCACCUGUCCUUCACGAAUCAUUUCUUAAAAACAUUUUUUGAUUGAAUUUUGACUUACGAUGGUCCAAAGUGUGCAUGGAUGAAGGUGAUUAGAAAUAAAAAAAACCUGCAGGCAGAGGGGUAGACUCCAUAAUGGUCUAUAGGGCUGGACUCAACAUAAGAAACAGAGGGUGAUGUUUUAAAAAUCCUUCUUCUGUGCAAAUGAAAAAGUUUUGAACUUUGAAUUGCAAGUUAUUGGUAUUAAUAGGAGAUCUGAUAAACCUUAGUAAUCUCAAGGGGUAAAUCUGUUUCUGUAUGAUUUUGGGAGGCAGAUCCCAAGACAUGAUUAUGUAACUGUGAACUUCAUGAUUGCUGAACUAUAAGCCUCUUGUCAUAUAUUUGCCAUGUUUUAUUGAAAUCAUUUAAUGCAAAGCUUUAAUCAUUUUGAUAUUAUUGUAGAGAUUAUAGAAGUAAAAUCUCAAAUUUUAAUUGCUGCAGUAAAUGUCGGGAAGAUAUAUUACAAUGCAGGAAUUGUGUGUAACUUUUACAAAUUUAUUUUUACAAACCAUUUUAUGUUGUUAACAAGUACAUGUAUGUCUGAAGUUAAAGCAUAAUUAAGUAAUUAUGAAAUAGAGGGUGUGCAUUUUAUUCAAUGUACUUAAGUAUUCCUGGUAACAUAAUUUCAACUGUGAAAAUAAAAUUAAUUUCACAAUGGAUUCAUAUGUCCCAAUAGAUGUAAACUGUUAGUGCACUGUCUAUAUAAAGUGACCACAAGUUAAUUCAGAGUAAACCAAAGCAUUAGUGGAUAAACUAUAAGGAAAUAAAUACAAAGGAAAGUACCAUACAGUAGCAGUUAUUAUAAAGGGAGGUAACUACGCAGUAAAAGACAACACCAUGGGGAGUUACUACACAGUAAAAGUAAAUACAAAUAGAGAAAACUGUGUAGUGGAAGUAAAUAUAAAGGGAGGUAACUACGCAGUAAAAGACAACACCAUGGGGAGUUACUACACAGUAGAAGUAAAUACAAAUAGAGAAAACUGUGUAGUGGAAGUAAAUAUAAAGGGAGGUAACUACACAGUAAAAGACAACACAAUGGGAAGUUACUACACAGUAGAAGUAAAUACAAAUAGAGAAAACUGUAGUGGAAGUAAAUAUAAAGGGAGGUAACUACACAGUAAAAGACAACACCAUGGGGAGUUACUACACAGUAGAAGUAAAUACAAAUAGAGAAAACUGUAGUGGAAGUAAAUAUAAAGGGAGGUAACUACACAGUAAAAGACAACACAAUGGGGAGUUACUACACAGUUAAAGUAAAUACAAUUAGAGAAAAAUGUGUAGUAGAAGUAAAUACAGAUUUAAAUAAAUAUAAACAGGAGUUACAAAACAAUAGAUGGAAGUAUAAAGGGAACAACCCAAUAAUAAAAAUGUCAAUAUUUGGAAUAUCACAUACACUUUAAAUCGUAAGGAAGUAAGAUGUGAACAAAAUAGAUCAACAUAAGAUACCAGGGUACUUGUGAAGUUUGAUAAUUUUGCAGUGUCAUUGUUCUGAACAGGUACUGUUGUGCAAUGCAUUGUGUGAUGAAGGCCAAACUGAAUGAACAAAGUGUGAUAUUAAAUUUGUUCUUUGUUGUA
Messenger RNA from Ylistrum balloti, 3793 nucleotides. Its product is annotated as post-GPI attachment to proteins factor 2-like. The record is from RefSeq and is a predicted model, not a curated record. The transcript has 5 exons. Bases 68 to 931 code for a protein of 287 amino acids. Gene Ontology annotation, cellular component: endoplasmic reticulum membrane; Golgi membrane. Gene Ontology annotation, biological process: GPI anchor biosynthetic process. NCBI's taxonomy places the organism in Eukaryota, Metazoa, Mollusca, Bivalvia, Pectinida, Pectinidae.